Messenger RNA from Drosophila persimilis, 3418 nucleotides. RefSeq names its product nuclear factor NF-kappa-B p110 subunit (gene Rel). The record is from RefSeq and is a predicted model, not a curated record. Lineage: Eukaryota; Metazoa; Arthropoda; Insecta; Diptera; Drosophilidae. Bases 384 to 3290 code for a protein of 968 amino acids. Gene Ontology annotation, biological process: regulation of DNA-templated transcription; canonical NF-kappaB signal transduction; innate immune response. The transcript is spliced from 2 exons. Gene Ontology annotation, cellular component: cytoplasm. Gene Ontology annotation, molecular function: protein binding; DNA binding; DNA-binding transcription factor activity.
AUAGUGUGAUUUCUAUAUGUAAACAAUUUAUUCGCAUUAAAACCUCAACUGACAAAAACAAAACCACACGGUGCUGGAUGUGCUGCUGAAAAACCCAUGAGUCACCUGACGUGGCGGCCUAUACUGUGGUGUUGCGCCCCCCUAUCUCUCUGUCUCUCUCUCUCUCUUUGGAAGAUAAUUUCCCCGUCCGAGCGCCCAAUCAACGUCGGGGAAGUACCUAAACCGAAAGGAGGAGCAUUCGACAUCGCUUCGAAAAGCCAACCGUCACGGAUUCAUUUUCGUUUUGAUACUCGAGCGCUACGGUCGAUCUCGAUCUUUUUACGCAAGACGCAAUUUCUAAAACAAAUAGAUACAUACAGCCAGUGUAUAUGUGAUUAACUAAAAUGAGCAAUAUCUUCGAUUUGGACAAGGGAAAGAAUGUUCAGUACAUGAACGAAGCCUCCUGCACGAGUGGAUAUAGCAGUGGAAACUCGCCAUCAUCCGUAAUGUCGCCAUCACAUUCCCCCGAAACGGUGGCGCUGCAAAAUGAUUUCGCAAAUCUAAAUCUACCACAGGCGAACUCACCUCAACCGCCACUGCAGAGUUUACCAUACCAGAUGUUGAAUGGCAACCUUGUUGUUGACGCCCGCAAUUUGACGACUGCCACGAGUUUUGGAAACAUGUAUGUGGACCAUCCAUACUACGCCCAGGCCCCCCCCGACACAACACAAAACUUUGGCUAUAAUCGAACCAAUGGGGGCGUCGGCGGCCUGGUGGCCAAAACGGAGUUCGGGCACAUGCCCGCUGCCCUGCGCAUCGUGGAGCAACCGGUGGAAAAGUUUCGCUUUCGAUACAAGAGCGAAAUGCACGGAACACAUGGCUCGCUCAACGGGGCCAACUCGAAGCGCACACCGAAAACGUUUCCAGAGGUGACGCUCUGCAACUACGACGGGCCGGCGGUGAUACGGUGCAGUCUCUUCCAGACGAACCUCGAAAGUCCGCACUCACACCAGUUGGUGGUGCGUAAGGAGGACCGGGAUGUGUGCGAUCCGCACGACCUGCACGUGUCCAAGGACCGCGGCUAUGUGGCUCAGUUCAUCAACAUGGGCAUCAUACACACGGCCAAGAAGUAUAUUUUCGAAGAGCUCUUCAAAAAGAAGCGGGAUCGCCUGGUGUUCGAAAUGAAGCGUCGCGAGCUGUCCACCAAGGAGGUACAGAAGCUGGAAAAGGAGACAGAAGACGAGGCCAAGGUUAUGAAUCUGAAUCAGGUGCGCCUCUGCUUUGAGGCCUACAAAAUCGAGGACAAUGGCAAUUGGGUGCCCAUUGCCCACCCCGUUUUCAGUAAUGCUAUCAACAAUCGCAAGUCUGCCCAAACGGGAGAGCUGCGCAUCGUGCGGUUGAGCAAGCCGACCGGCUCUGUGAUGGGCAACGAUGAGCUCAUCCUCCUCGUGGAGAAGGUCAGCAAGAAGAACAUCAAGGUGCGCUUCUUCGAGGAGGACGAAGACGGGGAGCCUGUGUGGGAGGCGUAUGCCAAGUUCCGUGAAUCGGAUGUUCAUCAUCAGUAUGCCAUCGUUUGCCAGACGCCCGCCUACAAGGACAAGGACGUCGACAGGGAAGUGAAUGUCUCCAUUGAGCUGAUACGACCCUCGGACGAUGAGCGCUCCUACCCAUCACUGCCGUUCCGCUACAAGCCACGUGAUGCUAUCGUCUCGCGAAAACGCCGGCGCACCUGUUCGAUUGCGACCAACAGCAACUCCGGCGGCAGUGCACAGAACUCUGGGGACCUGCCCAGGACACUGGCUCUGGACCAGCCCCUGGGAGUGCCUCAGGGACACGAAGUGCCCAUGGGGGGAACGCACUUCACGUACCAAGAUCAGACCAUCAGCCAGGAGUUUGGACGGGAAACGGUCCUGAAUGACCUGAUCACCUCGGAAGACUUCCGCCAGCUGAUCGAAACGCAGUCCGUAGAACUCAUGCCGAUUUGCAUGGGCGCCCUCGAGGCAGAUGGCCCUGGCCGGGCAGCGGAGCGACCGGCUGUCCCAACGGCAGCACCCAACCGGAAUUGGACGCCACACUUUUUGAGUGCAAUCUUCAAGAUCUACGAGGCGCAUCUGCGGUCACCAAAUGACAGCUCGCGGAAGCAGGUGGAGGAAAUGUUCACCGAACACGCCCUGCGGAACGACAACAACGACACGCUGCUGCACGAGGUGAUCAUCAGCCAGCGGACAGACGGACAGCUAAAGCAGGCCAUCCGAACCAUUGAGGUGAUGAAGUACUUCAAGCUGCAUGAUCUGGCGAACAAUGCCCUCAAUGCGGAUGGGGAUAGUGCUCUGCAUGUGGCCUGCCAGCACGAUCGCGAAUACUAUAUACGGCCACUGCUGAGCCUUGGAUGUAGUCCCAAUCAGCAGAAUCAUGCAGGGAAUACGCCCCUACAUUUGGCCGUCAAGGAGGAGCGUAUGUCCUGCAUUGAGAGCUUCCUGAAGGGUGGCAAGACCAGCGUAAGGCUCGACCUGACGCUCAAAAAUGACGAUGGAUUGACGCCGCUGCAUAUGGCCAUCCGGCAGAAUAAUUACGAUGUGGCCAAGAAGCUGAUCAAUCACGAUCGCACCUCCAUUAGUGUGUCGAACACAAAAGACGGCAACAAUGCCCUCCACAUGGCGGUGCUUGAGCAGAGCCAUGCACUGAUUGUGCUCAUUGUGGAUUCGCAGGACACGACCCUUUCGGACAUACUAAUGUCGCGCAAUGCGGCCGGUUUUACGCCGAUGGAUCUGGCGCGUUCCAAGGGCGACGGAAAGGUGCUUCAGCUGCUGGACAAGGUGUAUUCGGAGAAGAAUGAUUCGGCCAUGACCUGGGUACCCAACAAUAUCAAAGAGGAGCAAGACACCUCCUCCGAUGAGAGCAGCGAGGCAGCCCUAGAGAUCAAAAGCGAGAUGCUGGACCCCAAAACGGAAUUGGAAGAGCACAGCCGCGAAAUGGAAUGGGGGGGCAAUGAAAUUGUCAUCGAGACGGAGGUGGAAACAAGCAUCGAUCCCAGAUACAAUCUUCAGCUGCUGUUGAGCAACAAGAAGCGAUUCGAUAAGCUGAAGACACUGUUAAACAACCCGAUGGGCAGCGGACCCGACGCCCAUCAACCCAAGUGGAAGCAUUUGGCACGUAUUUCGCAUAUGGAGCGAUUCAGUUUCUUUUGGCAGGACGCAGCGGCAAUGCUCGACUAUAUUCUCAAUAAUGCCAAGUGUGUGGAGUAUAGCACCUUUGUCUUGGCCCUGGAGAUGGUCGACUCGGAGGCAUCGGCCCUGCUUACUUCCGAUUAGAAUUUACUGCGCUACAGAGAAAGAAUCAAUCAGAGAAAUCAAUAUAUUACUAGUUAAGUUUUUAUGCCUAAUCGUAAUGAAACAUAUACGCCCGUGACUAUAAGAAAAAUAAAUACACUAUAUUUGUA